Molecule: messenger RNA, 1408 nt
Organism: Diabrotica balteata
Lineage: Eukaryota; Metazoa; Arthropoda; Insecta; Coleoptera; Chrysomelidae
Source: the annotation of a GenBank genome assembly
AGAAAGGUGGCCGGUCAUUUAGUGGAAUAGAGACUUGUUAAAUACAAGCAAGUUUUGUGAGGCUGUGAGAUCUUGUGGUUCAGUAAACAUGAACAAAUUAAUAUUUUUAGCGUUAUUAGUGUUCCCAGCAGUCAUUUUCAUUUUCGAAAAUGGCAAAAUGGUAUCAUAUGCUGAAGAAGAUCCCAUUGAGGAUGAAGUAGAAGUUGAAGGGGAAGUAGACUCUGAUGUGGAAGCAACGGCUACAGAAGAAGAAGUGGAUGAAGAUACAAAGUCACUUUCGUCACCAUAUGCUGAUACUACCCUGUUGUUUGUGAAGCCUGAAUCUACUGGAGCCUCUCAACUAGAAAUUCCUGCUGGUCUACCUGUUGAAUUCCUAGUAGGAUUCCGCAACAAAGGUGAUCAAGAUUUUGUUGUAGACACCCUCGAAGCAUCCUUCCGCUAUCCAAUGGACUUCAACUUCUUCAUCCAAAACUUUUCAGCUGUUGGAUACAGCAAAGUUGUUCAACCUGAAGAAGAAGCCACUUUCCUCUAUAGUUUUCUACCAGCUGAAGCCUAUGCAGGCCGACCAUUUGGGUUGAACAUCUUGUUGAACUAUCAUGAUGCUUCAGGAAAUGCUUUCCAAGAAGCUGUCUUCAAUGAAACAGUCCAAAUUGUUGAAUUAGAAGAAGGUCUUGAUGGAGAAACAUUCUUCCUCUAUGUCUUCUUGGCUGCUGGUGUAGUAUUGCUCUUGGUUAUUGGACAACAAACUCUGUUAUCAGUUGGUAAGAAGCGCAGUGGAGGAAGUGGUGGUAGCAGCAGGAAAUCAGCACCUGUUGAGACUGGAACUAGCAAUCCAAACAAUGUUGACUACGAUUGGUUGCCAAAACAAACACUAGCUAGCUUAAACAAGGAAAAGCUCCAAAAGUCGCCCAAAGGCAAACCACAGAGCCCAAGGCAGAGGAAAGUCAAACGUACUACCGGUUCAGAGUAGUGAUAACUAGUGACUGAAUUAAAAAUUCAUCCAAUUCGUUUUCAUCUUGAUCAAAAGACUCGUCAUUGAAGUUACUAAAUUCUACAUCAUCAGAAAGACGAAAAAUUACUACUUUCUUUAGAUUUAUCUAAGGAAACGUUUUUGUGGAACAUCAACGACUCGAUAACAAAAUUCUUACACUUAAUACCUAAAUAGAAACGUUUUCUUAGAUUUUUCAUAAACUGUCAUUACUGUACGUACUCAUUUUUUAGUUUUUCCAGGAGGUAGUUGUUUUUUGUUCUUUCGAAAAACUAUUUAUAAUUUUGUAUAUUUCAGUGUGUUGUGAGUUUCCAGUUGUUAUAUUUGAAAUAGAUUAUAUGAUUGAAUAUAUCACGUGAAUAUUCAAAUUACACCAUAAUGGUGCUCAAAUGACCUAUUAAAGCGUAAUUUGAUUUGUAA